AUGGCUUUAAGUUCAUAUUACUCCAACUGCGAAACCGAUGUUCAGAAUCUUAACUCGGAACCAACUCAUCAAAUUACAAAAGCAGUUCAAGCUGAUGAUCAUCAUGAACAACAACAACAGCAUCUUCAAUAUUACUGUGAUCCACCAUUUGAGCUCCCUUUAACUUUUCUCGAUCCUUGCAUUGACCUAAACAACAAUUUCCUUCACCCUGAAAACUACAGUGCCCCUUUACUCCCUUACGACCCUUUAAUCACCCCAUACGAUUACUUCAGCUCUUAUCCAUGCCCUAAACGCCACAAACUCAUCGAAGAUCAUUGUUUGAUGCCUGGUUUCUUUGAUGGGGUUGCUCUAAAUUCUUGCCCUCAAAGCAUGAAUGGUGUUUAUAACUUGGAAGGAACACACACAGUAGGAAACUGUAAGAAAAUUAGCGAUGAAAAGUGUGUGUCGGUACAAAGCAUUGCGGCGAGAGAGCGGCGGAGGAAGAUAACUAAGAAGACUCAAGAACUUGGGAAGCUUGUACCUGGUGGGACUAAGAUGAACACUGCUGAAAUGCUUCAAGCUGCUUUUAAAUAUGUCAAGUAUUUACAAGCUCAACUUGGAAUCCUUCAACUUAUGAACUCCUUUCCAGAAAAUAAGGAAGGGAAUCGCAAGGACAAGGAAAGCAUGCAAAUUGUAACAUCUUCAAAGGUACAAGAAAAGCUUUACAUAGAAGAAAAGUGUUUGGUUCCAAAGGAUUUUGUUCUGUCUUUGACAACACUCUCAAGGCCUCCACUCUCUGAUGAACUCACUCGCCUUUUGUCUUCUUCACCUUAG
This is a messenger RNA of Gossypium arboreum, 813 nucleotides long. Its product is annotated as transcription factor bHLH53-like. NCBI's taxonomy places the organism in Eukaryota, Viridiplantae, Streptophyta, Magnoliopsida, Malvales, Malvaceae. The transcript has 2 exons. Gene Ontology annotation, biological process: regulation of DNA-templated transcription. Gene Ontology annotation, molecular function: DNA-binding transcription factor activity; protein dimerization activity. The record is from RefSeq and is a predicted model, not a curated record. The coding region runs from base 1 to 813 and encodes 270 amino acids.